Molecule: messenger RNA, 903 nt
Organism: Triticum urartu
Lineage: Eukaryota; Viridiplantae; Streptophyta; Magnoliopsida; Poales; Poaceae
Product: non-specific lipid transfer protein GPI-anchored 1-like
Biological process (GO): systemic acquired resistance
Molecular function (GO): fatty acid binding
Source: RefSeq, a predicted model, not a curated record
CACACAAGAGCCGAGCAAAGGGAGCGUAAACCACCACGAGCACAAGAAUGAGAUCCCUGGUCUCGGUGUCCGCGGCCGCGCUGGUCCUGGCCGCCGUCCUCGCCGCCGCGCCGCGGCUCGCGGGGGGCACGGACGAGUGCGGCGCCACCCCCCCGGAGCAGGAGGCCCUGAAGCUGAUGCCGUGCAUAGCGGCGGGGAAGGACCCGGACUCCCAGCCCUCGGACCGCUGCUGCGCGGCGGUGCAGGAGAUCGGGGAGAGCAGCCCCGCGUGCCUCUGCGCGGUGCUGCUCUCCAAGAUCGUGCGCCGGGUCGGGGUCAAGCCGGAGGUGGCCAUCACCAUCCCCAAGCGCUGCGACCUGGCCGACCGCCCCAUCGGCUACAAGUGCGGCGACUACACCAUGCCCAGCCUGCAGCUGAAGGACUGAUCGACGGUUUACCAGCACCAAAGCGGUUAAAUAAAGCUAGUAAGUUCGUGUCUCCGUAUGCAGACACCAGUACAUUGUAUGGAGUGUUCAAAAAAGACCAUAUAUUCUUUUCUUUUUGUGGGAUUAAAUAAGGCUGAUGAUUCUGUGUGUAUACAAAUUCCUAUAAUCCCAAUGGUAACGUGCGGGUAUCCGCUAGCAAAGGUAGAAGCUGAAACACUGUCACGCUGAUCAAGGCUUACUCCUGUGUAUGAAAUCAUUCGACAAAUUUGAAUAAGGAAAUAUAUUAUACUACAUCUGUAAAAAAAAUAUAAGAACGUUUAUAGAUCACUAAAGAGAAAUACUACAUACUACUAGCAACAAAAGUGUAAAAGCAAUGAGAUAUUGGCCCUGCGCCUGAACGCUUUGGCGACGUGUCAACACACUGUGCUACACGCAGUCCGUACGUACUCAAUGGCACAGCGAUGGCUACUUGUCACCU